This is a messenger RNA of Electrophorus electricus (electric eel), 3121 nucleotides long. RefSeq lists its product as uncharacterized. Gene Ontology annotation, molecular function: carbohydrate binding. The record is from RefSeq and is a predicted model, not a curated record. NCBI's taxonomy places the organism in Eukaryota, Metazoa, Chordata, Actinopteri, Gymnotiformes, Gymnotidae.
UCCCGUGGAGCAGGGCUUCAUCCACGCUCAGAUCCAGUCUGUCAUCACUGGCGUGUCUCUGUGGAUCGGAGGUCAUGAUUCCAUCACAGAGGGAGGUUGGGAGUGGGCAGACAGGUCACCAUUCCGCUACAUCAACUGGGCUUCAGGUAACCCAGACGACUUCUACGGCGAGGACUGCCUCAGCAUGUACGUCAACGGGGGCAAGUGGAACGACGACAACUGUGAGAACCGCCGAGGCUACAUCUGUAAACGCCGAGGAAACACACCAGAGCCUCCACCGCCCCAUGACGGCUUUCAGACAGUGUAUACGUGUCAGGAGUUCACCAUGCUGCUCCACUGUCCCAAAAACAGUGUCAUCAACAUCCAGUCUGCGUUCUACGGUCGCCGCAGUGACAAGAUCUGCCCCUAUGAGGGCGGGUCCUUGGCCAUGUGCACAGUCCCAGGGACUCUGGAGAAAACCAGGAAGUUGUGCGACAAUCACGAGUUCUGUUUCCUAUACGCCCGCGUGGACAACGACCCCUGCCCUUCUGUCUCCAAGUACCUGGAGGUGGUGUACAGCUGCGAACAGGACGUGUGUGUGAGAGGUCUUGGCCUAGAAGACAGGAACAUCACAGACUCCAUGCUCUCUGCGUCCUCUGCGCUGGACGGGAAGGACCCCUCCAGGGCUCGUCUGAACGGAGAUACCUGCUGGAUGCCCUCGAGCCCAGCUAACUCCUGGGUCCAGGUGAGCUUGUCUCAGCCUAAGAAGGUCACUGGUGUAGUAAUCCAGGGCUGCCCCACUGCAGAUUACUGGGUGACCAAAUUUAAGGUCCAGACCAGCACAGAUGGGGUCUCAUGGACAGACUACACUGCUGAGGGGAAGGUAGAGGAGUUCCCAGGUCCAUCAGACCGGAGCACUGCCGAAACGCAGCUCCUGGGAACGCCCAUGACUGUUCGAUUUAUCAGAAUUCUUCCACUGGAGUGGCACAACCAGGCCGGCCUGCGCUUCGAGCUGCUGGGCUGCACCCCCGACUAUUCCAUUUUGUGUAGUACAAGUCCCAAUUUGGACCACUCUGUGGAUAAAAUGACGGUCCACUGUGCUGCUGGCUGCGCCUCUGAGAUCUACAGUGUGUACGGGACCAUAACAUACCGGGGGGACUCCACCAUCUGCGCGGCAGCCAUUCACGCGGGCGUGAUCCUGAACGAAAACGGUGGGGAAUGCACAGUUCUCAAAGCGCCGGGCCAGAACUUCUACAGCGGUUCCACCAGAAACGGCAUCUCGUCCAGGCAGUACAACGGCGCUUAUCACGUGUCUUACGAGUUCGCCGACGGAGAGCUCAGGUGUCCCUCAGACGACUGGCACGAGUUCAGUGAGUUCUGCUACAAGCCCUACGAGCAGAAGAGGACGUGGUAUGAGGCUCGAGCGUCCUGCCGGAGGCUGGGGGCAGAGCUGGUCUCCAUCAUGUCCCUCACCGAGCAGAGCUGGCUGGAGAGCUACCUCUACUUAGCCAACAGUGAUGUGUGGACUGGGCUGAAUGACCUGACGGUGUCUGGCUACUACACCUGGUCCGACAACCAUGAAGCCAAGUUCACAUACUGGGCACCUGGAGAACCCAACAAUCACCUGGGCUUCAACGAGGACUGUGUGGAGAUGUACCAGCAGACUGGCCGAUGGAAUGACGUCACCUGUACUGAACUGAACACCUACAUCUGCAAAAUGGCCAAAGGUCAUUACCCUUUGGCCUCCAUCAAACCCACCGUCUACGGCUGCCCGCAGGGCUGGGAUGCUUUUGAGUACUCUUGUUACUGGUAUGAGGAGACACCAAUGGCCCGUGUCGAGGCAAAGGAAUUCUGUGAAGUCAAAGACAAAGACAGCAGUCUCCUGCAUAUUGGGGACUUGUACGAGCAGGCGCACUUCACCGCAUCCAUGAGCAGGUUUUCGGGCCACUGGUGGAUGGGGUUGAGGGCGAAGGGUGAAUCGGCAGGCGUGGAUUACUUCUGGGACAACGGACAGUUGCUCCUCUACUCCCACUGGGACCGCAAUCAGCCUGAUAACCAUGCAGGCCCUUGUGUCACCAUGACAACCAAACCAAUUGCUGGUUUCUGGACGAACAGGCAGUGUGAGGAGUCCCACCCCUUCAUUUGCGAGUUGCCUAGAGAUGGCAUGUCCCCGCCCACACGUGCGCCAACCCCGCCCCCUGUUCAAGGGUGUGCGCCGGGCUGGUCAGGAAAGUCACACUACAGGCAGUGCUACAGGCUGUUCACGGUGGACUACGUGCACAAGAAGAGCUGGUCGGCAGCGCUGGAAGACUGCUUUGCAAGGGGAGCCCACCUAGUCAGCAUCCACAGUGCUGACGAGGAGAUCUUCAUGGCCGAGUACACCAAGGGCAGGACGCUGUGGAUUGGCCUGAGCGAGAACCCCUUGGAAGGAGGUUACGUGUGGAGUGACGGCUCGCCCGUCACCCACACCAACUGGGGUUUCGGAGAGCCGAAUAACCACGGAGGCCGGGAGAACUGCGUGGAGAUGGUUACCACCAACAACGGCUCAUCCUACUGGAACGACGUCAACUGCGACGCCCAUCAGGACUGGGUGUGCAUGAUCGCCAAGGGCAAGACUCCCCUCGAGCCUUCAGUGGCACCUUCACCUGUGCCAGCUCCCGACUGUGGGACAAACCCUGGCUGGAGGAAGAACAACGGCAUCUGUUAUUACUACAACGAUACGGACAUCGUGGACUUCUUCACGGCCGCCAUGAGGUGCUACGCCGAGAAGGCCCUGCUGGUUUCCAUCCUGGACCAGGACGAGCAGACUUACGUCGUCUCCAUGGUAGGCACGGGAAGGGUUGCGGAUGCAUGGAUUGGUAUGCGGCAGGUCGGCGUGGUAGGAGGGGAGUAUGUGUGGUUGGACUUUUCCCCUGUGACAUAUGUUCACUGGGCUCCGGGAGAGCCCAAUAAUGCAGAUGGGGAGGAACAAUGCGUACAGAUGAAGAGAUAUCCAGGCUCCUGGAAUGAUGCUAACUGUGGCAGAGCCAACGCAGGAUAUGUGUGUAAGAAACUCCCAGGAGAUCACCACACUCCUCCCCCCCCUACCCGCCCGUGGGAGGGGAACUGCCCCAAGGGUAACCACACCACACCUCCACCCUGA